Meleagris gallopavo (turkey) is the source of this 1107-nucleotide messenger RNA. The record is from RefSeq and is a predicted model, not a curated record. NCBI's taxonomy places the organism in Eukaryota, Metazoa, Chordata, Aves, Galliformes, Phasianidae.
GUGCUGGCCGGCUGUGGCGUCUUCGAUGGCAGCGAGAUUCAUGAGGCCUCGGCUGUGCUGGUGCACCUCAGCCGCGGCGGUGCUGAGGUAGCUCAGACCUCUCUGAGAAGUUGGGAGCAGGAUGUAGCGAGGAGCAGCGGACCUGUCUGUGGCUUCUCGUGACAGCAAGGGGUGGCUGCCUGUCUGUGCGAGGAGCCACAGCCACUGGUCUGCCGCUGCGAGCGCACAAAGCCCCAUGUUCAGCACGACUUCAUCUCCCUGAAAUUGACUACAUCAGCAGCACUGAGAUGUCUGCAAAGCAAGUAUGAAGACGCAUGUGAGAACAGCCCAGUUCAGUCGGCCUUCCUCUGUGUUUUUAAUGAGGUUUUUCGAUUUGGUACCUAACCAACAUGUGUGCUUCCAUGUUUUGUUUUUUACUUCCUGCUACUAGGAAGGUGAAGAUAUUUGCCCCCAAUAUCGAGCAAAGGGAUGUUGUCAAUCAUCUAAAAGGAAGCCCAGCAGAUGAGAAGAGAAAUGUGUUAGUUGAAAGUGCCAGGCUGGCAAGGGGAAACAUCCAGGAUUUGGCUGAGCUGAAAGUAGGUGAAUUUGAUGCAGUUAUUUUCCCCGGUGGAUUUGGUGUGGCAAAGAACCUGUGUUCCUGGGCUGUAGAUGGCAAGAACUGCACCAUCAAUGAACAUGUGAACUCCACUCUCCGAGCUUUCCACAGUGCUAAAAAGCCCAUUGGGUUGUGCUGUAUAUCACCUGUCCUGGCAGCUAAAGUCUUUCCUGGUUGUGAGGUCACAGUCGGCCAAGAUAAAAACGUAGAUGGAAGAUUUCCUGAUGCUGAAACUGCAUCUGCUAUAGCAGAGCUUGGAUGUAAGCACAUUUGCAAAGAUGUCAGUGAAUCCCACGUGGAUAAAGCCAAUAAAAUAGUUACUACCUGUGCUUUCAUGUGCAAGGCUCCUCUGCAUGAGAUCUUUGAUGGAAUUGGAACAAUGGUAGAGGAAGUCCUGCAGCUUGCCUGAUGGGGAGCAUACAGACUUCUGUGAGAAAAUCCAUUUAGCAAAGCAUAAACAUUUAGCUACUUUUGAUGGUAUUAAUAAAAUAAUGCAGCUAUCAAACUUCAUA